UGCUAAACAGUUCUGUCUACGCUUAGCUCCCCAUUAGCACAGACUGCAGCUUGUAAUCAAACAAUUUGUGAAAAUAUGAUAAAAUAACUUUCAAAAUGUUAAACCUUCUUCUCUUUUUUAGUUAUCUACUUCAUUUAGUUUCAGGACAGAGUUGUGAUUCUACAAAAAUACUGAAUGUUACUGCUUUGGAUUCAAACUGGAUUUGUACAGCUUCCUUCAGUAUGCCAGCUCUAGAGUGUCAGAAUGCGUUUGAUGGAAAAGAAUACACUUAUUGGCAUCCGGGGCACAAUGGAACUGGUUCAGUAUUAACCCUUCAAUUGCGUGAUGAUGUUGUGUUGACUGGUCUCAAGAUUUACCAGUACACGUGGAUUACUGGGUAUGCUGAUCUGAUUUCUGUCAACUUUGGAGGUAGAAGUUUCAAAAUUCGAGCAAACGUCAAACGUGAAUUCGUUUGGAAUGGAAAGAUUCAAAAUCGACAAAUAAGAGGAAAGUUUCUGAGAAUCAAAAUUUUAAGUAUUUCUGGUGGCUCUAUGGGACCUUUCAAAGAAGUUCAGCUUAUAGGAUGCUCUUUGCGAGGAGAGAUAGAAGAGGACUAUAAUUCUGUUGGUGCUUACAUGAAAGAUGCACUUACCAGGAAAUGUUUAUGAUUCACUUACCAGAAAAUAUUUAGGAUUCGCUUACCAGGAAAUAUUUAGGAUGCACUUACCAGGAAAUGUUUAGGAUU
This is a messenger RNA of Eurytemora carolleeae, 724 nucleotides long. RefSeq lists its product as uncharacterized. Lineage: Eukaryota; Metazoa; Arthropoda; Copepoda; Calanoida; Temoridae. The coding region runs from base 96 to 647 and encodes 183 amino acids. The transcript has 9 exons. The record is from RefSeq and is a predicted model, not a curated record.